UAUGUGUAUAAAAAAGAGAAAGAAGGGAAGGGAUAAUGGAGAAAUAAUUGCUUUUAUCAAGUGAGCGGGAUCCUGAUUCUGAAAAGAUUGGAGUCAGCACAGUCUCCGCACCCCCUGCUCUCCCCCGUCUCAUCAUCAGCAGAGGGGGCAGGCACUGUGCUGCAAUCCUCCUCUCUCUCUCCUUCAGACCGCUCUUUCCCUGAGUGCAUCAGGAGCCUGCAGAGGAGCGGUGGAGGAUGACUGGCGCUAUCAGGGGCACCCUGCUCUGGCAUGCUUGGAGGAUGCCACAAACCAGGAGAGGAUUUUGAGACGGAGCGAGAGAGCCUGUCAACCACUGGCCAACGCCAACACAGCACGAGAGAGAGAGAGAGACAGCGAGAGGAGGGGGGGGGGGUCCACCUUUACCAGAGUAGGAAGAAGAGCAAGGGAGAAAAAAUUAAGUGAGAGAGAGGAAGAAUGUGAAAGAAAGGAAAAAUACCCCAAAAGAAAGCCAGCGCAAAAAACAGAGAGCCAAAAAAGAAAAUGGUGCAUGAAUAAUAAGGGCAACUUAACACCCUCCAGAUUUGACUUGACAAUCACUCUCUCCAGCCAGCUGCUCUGAAAAAAAGAGGGGGGAGCAAGUGAGAGGGCUGGCCGAGGGAAGGAGAGAGGACGAAAAGAGCAAGAUGACGGAGUGAAGCGAUGGACAGGAUCAGAUGUGUGUGAAUGAGUGAUGGUCUUGACGAAGAUCCAUACAGGAUCAAAACUGUGUCCUUCCAUUUAGCCCUCAUUAUGAUCCCCCACGCCCCGUUGGCCUGCCUCUUCCUGCUCCUCCUGUUGGGGGUGCUGGGGGAGCUGGUCCUGUCCAUCUGCCCCGCCGUGUGCUCCUGCAGCCGGGGCCACCGUGUGGUGGACUGCUCCUCACGACACCUCUCACAGCUGCCCCCAGGCCUGCAGCACAACAUCCGCUUCCUCAACCUCUCACACAACAGCCUUUGUGGUCUGGACGACCAGCUCAGCCACUACGCCCACCUGCGUACCCUGGACCUGUCCUAUAACCUCCUGGGUCGCUUCCCCUCCGGCCUGCCCAGAGCCCUCUGGGACAUCCGGGCCGCUGGCAACCAGCUCCGAGCCCUGGACAAGAACGACACGGCCUACCAUUGGAACCUGCGGGUACUGGACCUGUCAGCCAACGAGCUGGAGAGGGUGGUCUUCAUCAACAACACCCUACCCAGCCUACACGCCCUAAACUUGAGUCACAACCGGUUCUGGACCGUGCCCACCAACAUGCCUCAUAAUCUGGAGAUGGUGGAUUUGGCCCACAACUACCUAGUUCAGAUCCUCCUGGGAUCAUUGGACCGGCUGCCCAGGCUGAGGAGGUUCUACCUGCAUGCUAAUCGCUUCUCCUGGGUGCCGGAGGGGGUAUUUGACCGGUUGGAGGGGCUCGAGUUCUUGACACUUGGGGAUAACCCUUGGGCUUGUGAAGAGGAGGAGAACAUCACACGGCUCUUGCUCUGGGCCAAACAGACCCAUGCCGCAGUGUUGGGCUGCCCCUGCUACACUAGGCCAACAUGUGGGCAAGCCCAUCUGGCCACUCCAGGAGGGGAGUGGCACUUUACGUCCCACACAGAGCCUCCGCUGGGGGCUGAUGCCAGAGAGCUGGGCCGUGGAGGCCUCACACCGGAUAGAGCUGCAGUCGUCACUUCUGGGUACUUGGCUAAGUCUGCGUUGUUGGAGCCUGGGACGCAUGGAGACAGAGGGUCUGCCAACAGCUCGGGGGAUCAGACAUUGUUUGUGUUCAUCUCCACCCCCUUGCACGGCCUCUCCACACGCACAAGCACUACAGGGCAGCCGCACUCUGCCGCCAAGAAGAAAAACACAGGAAGCACACAGAGCAGAAGCCACGGAGUCCACACACCAAUCCUGUAUUCUGUAGUCACCUGGAACCUUCUAGUCACGGUGACUGCCUUCAAAGCCUUCUAAACCCACCCGUUGUCAGUACUAGAGUCAAGUCUUUUGGAGAGGGCUAACCCUAUGUACGUAUGACCCAGAAUGUAAAAGGGAGAGGUUUGUUAUUGUUUUCAUUUUAAAGAACAACUUUCAACUGUUACUGCCUAAAUGUGUAUCCUCUCAUCUUCCAACCAUUUGACCACCAUCUACAGAGUGAUGUUGUGCUGUAUGGCUAUAUCUUUCAAACUUGUAUACAAAUAAUAUCUAGGCAAAUGUAUACACAUACAGUGCAUUUGGAAAGUAUUCAGACCUUCCCUUUUUACACAUUUUGUUACGUUUCAGCCUUAUUAUAAAAAUGUAUUAAAUAUAUUUUUUU
This is a messenger RNA of Oncorhynchus tshawytscha (Chinook salmon), 2305 nucleotides long. RefSeq names its product oligodendrocyte myelin glycoprotein b. Gene Ontology annotation, molecular function: protein binding. Bases 706 to 1962 code for a protein of 418 amino acids. The transcript has 4 exons. Gene Ontology annotation, biological process: neuron projection regeneration. The record is from RefSeq and is a predicted model, not a curated record. NCBI's taxonomy places the organism in Eukaryota, Metazoa, Chordata, Actinopteri, Salmoniformes, Salmonidae.